GUGCCCAGUCCUUCAUCCCUCUCUCUAUUCUCUCAAAAUGGAUUUCUCGAAGCGAUUGAUUCCAGCUGCUUUCAUUGUGAUGCUGUUGCUGGUGGCGACUGAGAUGGAGCCGAUGGCGGUGGAGGCGAGAACUUGCGAGUCGCAAAGCCACCGGUUCAAAGGGGCAUGCGUGAGGGACAGCAACUGCGCCGCUGUUUGCCAGAGAGGCUUCCAGGGCGGGCAUUGCCGGGGCUUUCGUCGCCGUUGCUUCUGCACCAAACAUUGCUAGAGUGCGCGCGCUCUGAACGUGCUUUUGAAUUGCAUCUUGUCGUAUCUCAGAUCUUUUGGAAUAAUCCGGUAUUGCAUCGGAAUGUCAUCGUGUGGCUGCGGAUGUAAUCUUCCUUUGGCUGUUUACUCUUUUUGUCAUGGUUGCUUCUGUUUGAGAGGGUGAAAUCUGUUUUAAGAGCCA
Molecule: messenger RNA, 448 nt
Organism: Rhodamnia argentea
Lineage: Eukaryota; Viridiplantae; Streptophyta; Magnoliopsida; Myrtales; Myrtaceae
Product: defensin Ec-AMP-D2-like
Biological process (GO): defense response
Source: RefSeq, a predicted model, not a curated record